CUUCCACCGACAACAGGCCGCAUAAUAAAUAUCGUGAUGUCACGAGAUCUAUAACCUCUAACCCCCGCAGAGCCUGCUUGUGCUCUCCCUAUCUUGACUACCCCUCCACCGCCGGCUCUCUCUCGCCCACCUUCUUUUCCGUUUUCUACAAAAUGGCCUCCACAGCAACUCCUCCACCGGCGUCCUCCCAAGAGUACAAUUCCGACUCAGCCCAGGGCCAACCAGCAGAGAUGAGCGUGAUUCUGUGUACCGCCGGGUACGACCAUACGAUACGAUUUUGGGAAGCAUGGAGUGGUAUCUGCUGUCGCCAGAUCACACUGCAACCAGGCUGGAAACAAGUCAAUAGGCUGGCUAUCAGCCCCAACAAGGCGUUCGUUGCUGCUGCAGGAAACAACACGGUUCGCAUUUGGGAUAUCUCAUCCAUGUCAAACUCUCCUAUAGCAAGCUUGGAAGGACACAGCGGUAACGUCGUUGCGCUCGCCUAUAGCGCUCUAGGCAAAUGGAUCGUGACUGGCGGUGAAGACGGAUGUGUCAAAGUAUGGGAUACCCGGACGGCGCAAACGCAAAGAAUGUACACGCACGACUGCCCAGUGAAUGACGUUGUGAUACACCCGAACCAGGGAGAACUUAUAAGUUGUGAUCAGUCGGGAAGUGUGAAGAUCUGGGAUUUGGCAGAGAACAGCUGUACACACGAGCUAGUUCCGGACGAGGAUGUUCCUAUAAGAACAGUCUGUAUAUCAUCGGAUGGGAAUACCCUGGUAGCCGCCAACGACAAUGAAAGUCUCUCUCCCCAAUCUAGUUUCAUCAGCUAACCAUCUCUCAGGGCAUGGUUUACGUCUGGCGCAUCAUUCCCGUCCCCAAUGCCAACGCCAACCUCAUCCCCGUAACCUCGUUCCGCGCCCAUACCAAAUACAUUACCCGCUGCAUCUUAUCCCCCGACACCAAAUAUCUCGCCACCUGCUCCGCCGACCAUACCGUCAAAGUUUGGUCCACCGCGGGGAUCGAUUAUACAUUGGAAAAGACGUUGGUGGGACAUCAGAGAUGGGUUUGGGAUGCUGCUUUUAGUGCGGAUAGUGCUUAUUUGGUCACUGCAUCGAGCGAUCAUGCUGCGAGGUUGUGGGAUUUGAGCUUGGGAGAGACUGUGCGGCAGUACGAUGGACACCACAGAGCGGCAGUCUGUUGUGCCCUGAAUGAUAUCAACCUCGCCUAGUGUACCGAGUCUUAUUUGUUUGUAUUCACCCUUGGGAUAGACGCGCAUUGCGAAAGCGAUACAAAUAUGCAUUAA
Molecule: messenger RNA, 1285 nt
Organism: Cryptococcus amylolentus CBS 6039
Lineage: Eukaryota; Fungi; Basidiomycota; Tremellomycetes; Tremellales; Cryptococcaceae
Exons: 9
Coding region: 153-812 (219 amino acids)
Biological process (GO): regulation of actin cytoskeleton organization; TOR signaling
Cellular component (GO): TORC1 complex; TORC2 complex
Molecular function (GO): protein binding
Source: RefSeq, a predicted model, not a curated record